AUGCUGAGCCUGAAGGGCCGCCCCAAAGGUGGCGCCGGCCCCGCCGAGUUCGGGCCAGCGCACUCGCCCGGCCGCCUCGCGCGGCCAAACGGCCUGCCAGACUCGCAGAUCCAAAACCUGCCCGCCAGGGCCGGCACAGGCCUGCUCCUGCCGCCGCCCCGCACCCACGAGGCCAGCUGCGCGCCCCCGCCGCUCCCUGAGCCGCUCGCGCCGGCCGGGGCGGCGGACGCCGCGCGCGCCGAGGCGGCGCUGCGGGAUGCGGCGCGCGUGUCGCAGCCGGACGACCUGCUGCUGCGCCUGGUGUACGACGGCCUGGUGCCGCCGGAGCAGCCGCCGCCCGCGCAGCUGCCUGGCAGCUUCUGCAAGGGGCCCGAGGCAGGCAGCGGCGCCGGCAGCGGCGCCAGCAGUGGGGUUGGCAGCAGCGCCGGGGGCGGCCCCAGGCUGGACUAUGCGCCCGGACUGGAGGCGUGGUACGUGCCCGACUCUCCAGAUGACACGACCCUCGUUUUUGAGAGCCGGUUCGAGUGCGGCAACCUGCGGCGCGCCAUCCAGGUGCGGCAGUACGAGUACGACCUGGUGCUGCAGCCAGACAUCAACACGCGAGGACACACUCAGUGGGGCGCGUGA
This is a messenger RNA of Monoraphidium neglectum, 627 nucleotides long. RefSeq names its product Cytosolic carboxypeptidase 2. Bases 1 to 627 code for a protein of 208 amino acids. NCBI's taxonomy places the organism in Eukaryota, Viridiplantae, Chlorophyta, Chlorophyceae, Sphaeropleales, Selenastraceae. The record is from RefSeq and is a predicted model, not a curated record. The transcript is spliced from 4 exons.